Oreochromis niloticus (Nile tilapia) is the source of this 10418-nucleotide messenger RNA. RefSeq names its product potassium inwardly rectifying channel subfamily J member 1b (gene kcnj1b). Bases 642 to 1814 code for a protein of 390 amino acids. The record is from RefSeq and is a predicted model, not a curated record. NCBI's taxonomy places the organism in Eukaryota, Metazoa, Chordata, Actinopteri, Cichliformes, Cichlidae. The transcript has 2 exons. Gene Ontology annotation, molecular function: ATP-activated inward rectifier potassium channel activity. Gene Ontology annotation, biological process: potassium ion import across plasma membrane; regulation of monoatomic ion transmembrane transport. Gene Ontology annotation, cellular component: plasma membrane.
AUGGUAAUCUGCUCCACAGAUAUGAAAAUGGUCCUCCUGCAGCCAGCAGAAUAUUGCAAAGACACUCUUGCCCUGCAGCUCUUCAUUCUGAUGCAAAUGGGAGGCAGCCUUGCAGGUUCAAAGAGGGGGAGGGGAACCAGGGGAAAUGCAACUGAGGGAAUUCUUUGUGAGGCCUGACGUAAAUCUCAAAUGUUCUCAGGGCUGAAAACAAAACAGCAUGAGUGCUUGCACCGGUCACUGAGGCCUCUUCAAUAGACGCACCUUCAGCCACACAAAGGCGUCGAGGCCUUUUACACCAAACUUCCCAACAUUCCCCCCUCCUCGUGCUGGUCCCCAAAUCUACACUGUCAAAAGCUGCUGCAGCCGAGGCGAGCCCACUCCCGAUGAAGCCCGAGGUUGUGUUAUUAAACUUUUUUGAUGGGUUGAAGAAGAGAGUCCUUCUGUCGGUCUCAGAGGACUGACGGCCACUGGGAGCUCCCUGGUUGGCUCCUCUGAGUGUAUGGAGCCAGUGUACAUGGUGGCAUGUGGCUGGGAUUAGGAAAUUUCACUGUGGAUUAAAAUCUUUCCAACGCCUCCAUGGCCACUCGCUGAAAGAAAGGAGUCUGAAGGUCCUGCAGAGAUCCAGUGAGCACUUUGGGCCCAUGGUCUCACGGAGCAGCUCCAGGAUGUUCCAGCUGCUCCAGGGUCACAACCAGCCAGCUGGACAACGAAACCACAGAACCCGCCUGGUCACCAAAGACGGGCACUGCAACAUCGAGUUCGGGAACAUCGAGUACAGUAACCAGUUUGCGUACCUGGUAGACUUCUGGACCACCUUUGUGGAGAUCCGCUGGCGGUUUGUUCUCCUUUUGUUUGUGGCUGUGUUCACAGGCAGCUGGUUCAUUUUCAGCCUGCUGUGGUACUGGAUUGCAAAGAGCAACGGGGAUAUGGCUGGACAGAACCGCACAGAAGGACACAUCCAGUGUAUAGACAACGUUAACGGGCUCACAACGGCAUUCCUGUACUCGUUAGAGACCCAGACCACCAUUGGGUAUGGAGGCAGGGCACUGACUGGCCACUGUGCUGGCACUGUGGCUCUAAUUGUCAUCCAGUCUCUAGUUGGGGUCUUCAUCAACUGUUUCAUGUGUGGUAUCAUCCUAGCUAAAAUCUCCUUACCAAAGAAAAGGGCAAAGACUGUGACCUUCAGCCACACAGCUGUCAUCUGCUUGAAGAAAGGAAGUCUGUGUCUCCUGAUCAGAGUGGCCAACCUUCGAAAGACCUUACUAAUCGGAAGCCAGAUCUAUGGGAAGUUGCUGAGGACAACGACCACAGCGGAUGGCGAGACCAUCAUCCUGGACCAGGUGGAUAUUGACUUCAUGGUUGAUGCUGGCAAAGAUAACUUGUUUUUUGUUUGCCCCUUGACCCUGUACCAUGUGAUUAACAGAUCGAGUCCUUUCUUUGAUCUGUCGGCUGACACCCUUCCUCAGCAGGACUUUGAAUUGGUGGUCUUUUUGGAUGGGACAGCGGAGUCCACCAGCUCCUCCUGUCAGGUCCGAACUUCCUACAUCCCACAGGAGAUCCAGUGGGGAUACAGCUUUCUGCCCAUUAUCUCCCGCACCAAGACAGGAAAGUACCAUGUGGAUUUUUCCAACUUUUCCAAGAGCGUCCGGGUCACCACUCCACACUGCGUCCACUGCUUUGAGGCCGACGUAGACCAGAGAAACCACAACAAUCACAGCCAAGAAAAUCACAAUAACCAGCUAAAGAGGGGGAUUGAUAACCCGGGCUUUCAGGUGAUUGACAUACAUGACUCCGUGGACGUCACUACAAUGUGAGCUGGUAGAAAAGGACCUUACGCUUUCAUUGAAACUGUGAAUCAGGAUGUGGGAAGUAAAGUGUGAAAAAUUGGCGCCUAUCACUUCCUUUGAAGCAGUUUCACUCUAAGUCAGACUGCACCAGCGAAGAAAUAUUUGGUCAUGGUGAACCAUUCAGCAUCUGAAUUGUUGUCAGCUCUUUUGCCUUAAACAGAACGAACAUCCACAGCUGUUAAACUGUUUGAAAAAAAAAUCAGACAGAGUGGGAGUUGCUCAUUGCAAUAAAACCUCCGUUGGGACUUCGAAUAGGUAACGUCAGAAAGAUGGAUUGUAGCUCUGACGCACAGAAAAUGAAAGGGGGUAAAAGAGCGGAUGCACAGUGGGUACUUCUUGAGAAGAUUAGGACCUGAGCCUGUUAUAAUGAAAAGUGUGUGCCUUAAAGGCUGCAGGAGGAAAUAAAAGGUAGUGCCUUUUGAGUUUGCAUAUUAUUUCUAUUACAACACUAACUCUGUGGUGUUUUUUGUCAUUUUGACAGAUCCUGUAUGCCUGAAUAAUUAGGAAACUGGGAUUUUAACUGUGACCAGUCUACAUUUUGUAGAUCAUGCUCUGUAACGCUGUACGCUAACUUCUCAGGGAAAGUAACAUCCUUAGUUGGAAUAAAAGCUUUUUCACAAUUCACUGACUUACAUUUGAUUUUAUUGCACAAUUUUUACUUUACACAUUGAAUAUUUCAUCAGAAUGUGCUAUAAACAGAACUGAAAUAUACCACAAGGAUGUAGAUAAUAUAACUUCAAAUUGACUGAUUUAUGCAAAAUGGGUGUAUCAUGUAGUAGAUGCAUUGUGCAGUACUGUGCAGUACUGUGCAUGCAGAGAUAGGACAACCCUUAGUAGUUUGGGAGCUGGUGAUCGGACUCCCAGGACCUUUGGCCCUGAGUGCCACCCAAUCCACAGUUGAAAGAGGCUCCUAUGAGUGACAGGUCCACAGGACAAGCAAGCUAAAGUAGUUCUGGUGCCCGACUGGGGUGUCUCCUAUGUGAGGUCUUUCAUACAGCCAGGAGGAGGCCUCCUGGGCAGACCCAGGACAUGCUGGAAAGGUCUUGGCUGGCUCUGGAACACCUCAGUGUCCCCCGAGAAGAGCGUAGACCGCUUCCCCCUCCAAAACCCAUAUAAGUGCCAGAAACUGGAUGGAUAUAGGAUGUCUACCAGUUGCUGACAAAAAUAACGUUUUUUUGUAUUACAACAGCUUUUUGAUAGUGAUUCUACAUUAGUGCAUUUUUACCUUUGCUUGAGUAUAAAGGAUUAUUUCCAAGAUUUCAUGAAACCAAAAUGAAAUGUAGAACAUAAGAGGAGAUGAGGACUCAUCCUGAUGACUUUGUAUAAGAUGUUCGUCACACAAUCAUGUUCUCCUAAAUUGAUGUCUGUUUUCAACAAUACAUAAAGAUGCCAGAAAAGCUGAGACAGCUGGCCAAACCACCAAAGAAGAUCAGACCACGGCUAGGAUCAGUGCCAUCUUACAUUACAAAGAAUUCAUUCAGCAAUAAAGACGUUUUUUUGUUGUUUUUUUUCUCUCCCAACUGUCCCAGUUCUGCCAGGAGUCUCUCUUUCAUAUUCUCAGGGAUGUUUGAAAAGGUUCAUCCAACAAACUUUUGAUGUUCACACUUUUCCCCAAUGCCCCACAGUGUACUGAUGGCAGAAGACAGAACCGACAAAACAACAUCUGAUAACAUUCAUCCACCGUUUCGGGGUGGAUUGAUGGACCUUGUUAUGGCAGGACCGCGUCUCUGCAGGUGUUCCAGCAGCAAGGCAGGCUGUUCAUUUAAGACCGGCAUUCGACAUUUUUGUCAGUGAGGAAGUGAGAGACUUCUGAAAUGGCUUUCAUCCCAUUUGGAUUUACAGCGGCAAGUUUACUGGGCUUCAUCUGCAUAACAAUGAGCAGAACUGCUGAAAGAGAUCGGCACAGUGAGUCUGAAGCAGCUGAAUAGAAAAAAUUAAGUAGACAGAGAUGAGAGAGCUGAGUGGAAGGUGCAGAAGCUUUUGUUAAUCUGGUAGAGGCCUGAUUCGUUUAUAACGACGCACUUUAUCCCCCAGUGCCAUGGAGAUGGAAUAAUUACACAAAAGCACUGCUUUCCUUGGUUACUGUUGCUAUGUUUGUCUAAUUUUUAUUUAGAGGAUGUUGUUUUAAAGUUCUGGUCACACAACUUUGAAGUUCUAGAACUUCUGAGACCUACAUAAGGCUUUAAGACCAGACCUGGGUAUUGUACGGCUACAUCCUGCCCUUUGGUUGUCCCUGACCGUUCUGGUAUUGAUGAAGUUUAAAAAAUCCAGACACAGAUACUCUCUCUGUGAUUAUCACUUGUCCACAGUCCUUCAUAUCAGACACUGAACCUGACUUUAAUGCACUUGUUCAAGGCCAAAUAGGCUACAUUUCUCUAACUGAACAAGAUAAAAGAACUGAAGACCUGCAGAAGCAAUGAAACUACAGACAAAAUAGCAACAGCACGUUGUAUAAAGUUAAAAGUCUAUUAAAAUGUGCAAAACGUGGACACUUUUUUCGCAAUUGUUGAUUAAAUAGUGAUAAAAUUUUGGCAUUUUUAACAAUGCCUGUUUCACAUUUUCAUUGCCUAAUUGUAACAUUUAUUCUUACCAGUCUCAUCUCAUUGGCGCCGUCCUCCACAACAGUCCCAGUUCCUACAGACUUAGGAAGUCAUGCAAAGACAUUCAUGUAACCUGUAAAAUCACAAAGUUAUGUAACACAAAAUGCUAAUGUUAUCAGUGGGCUGUUAGCUUGUUAGCAUCAGCUUAACAUACAUUUGGCUAACUGUUGCUGGAGUAGGAGGGUGGAUUUAAAAAUAUAAUUAGGAAGUUAAAUAAUUUCAUUAUAUAUUUUCUCAUUAAUCUUUGGUUUUGAAAAUGAUGUAUAAGAAUUAAGAACAUGCAGCUGUUCCCAAGAGUACUUUAAUGCCUAAUUAUUUUUCUCAGGUCAUAUUUAUACAGUAGGAGGCCGGGCUUAACUGAUUUCAGACUAGUAAGAAAAAAUGCAUUGUGAAAGCAAUGAGGUUAUAAAAUCUUUAUAUAGGGAUUUUCUCAAGAAAAUGACAUGAAAAUUUAAUACCAGAAUGUAGCCUUUAAAAAAGUGGGAGGUCAAUGUUGAGCUCUAUGGAAAUCUAUGGGAAAACAUUUUUAAAUAACCUUUUUUCUAUUCAUUUGAUAAAUUAUGGUCUUAUUUAGUGUGUGGGUCGUUAUUUUAGUGGUUAACACAUGCACCUAAUAUUCUGAAAGUACGGUGGUGAUGUUAUUUAUAUGAAUUAUCACAAAUUUACAUUCAAGACUGGCUACAAUGUGGAGAAUUAUUGUGCAUUUCUACAACCAUAAGUAAUGCUUGGUUUAUUCAUCUUUUGUCCUGAUUUAUUUCUUUUAAAAUUAUUUUUCUAAUUAUGCUAUAAAUUUGCUGUGAUGCAAAACAAUGGAUCUAAUAUUCCACCAUCAAUCUGGAUUCUGUUAGCACACAGGAAUUUAAUGUUCUGACUGUAGUCAAUGAAGCACAACAAAAGAAAUUCAAGAAACUGUAAUUAAAAAGUAAUAAAGUGAAGGACAGAUUCACUCCGAAUGUUAAAUGUAUUUUAUUUUCAACUCCUCUGGAUUCAUGUGGGAAGCAAAUGGAAUUCAUUUCACAUGUAAACAUGUCGUUUAAGGUCACUUGGAUGUUGGACUGUUGGCAGGAAACACACUGUAGCAACAAGAGAUGUCAUCCCACUGAAAUUCUUCAAUAGUAUGUCAGCACGAUCGUAUUAGUAGAUUUCUUAUGUAAAGCUCAGCAUGCACAAGAACUUUCCCAGCAGCCUUUAUUUCACUGGAUGAAAUGAAAAGGAAAAAAAGUAGGUCGGGAGGAAAUAUGGAUGGCUGAACCUUUACUAAAGAACAUUUGGUUAUUUAAUUAUGUUUAAAACAACAGAAGCCUCAUAAUUAAACUGUUUAAGUCAAGAUAAUCCACAUUUGGACAGUCACGAUACUGAUUUGAUAAAAAGGCUCAGCAUUCAUGUUAAACUCAGAAAUCUGAUUUCCAACCAUGUUUGGAAGCUUUUUUAAAAAAAUAAUUAAUGAAUACGUUGACUUGUGUAUUAAUUUCUGUUGUACUUCCACUGAUUGAGAGACUCUCAUAUGGUCACUAAAUACAGCCCAUAAACAGUAAAGAGACUAGGAAGUCCCAUCAUCUGAUGCUUUUGGACUGUGGGAGGAAACAGAAUGAGCGACUUGCACUCAGACUCCUUAGUCAGCCUACUCGCUAUGUGAUCAGUGCCAACCACUGAGUAAGUGUGCUUCCUUUUAAUUAACUAUUUAAGAACUAAUUAAUUAGUGAAGCUGAUGGAGCUGCCUUUCAUUUAGGACCUAUUUCUGCGCUUUAAUUACAGCUGUGAUUUAAUUUCGCCACCUUCAGUUUCCAACAAAACUGAGAGCAGAGCUGCAUGUUCAUAAUUUGAAACUAUCUGUUGGCUCUCCUGAAAAACAUUGUCAGUGAAGUUUUUAUUUCAUCACCUAUUACUAUAGAGGGCCAGAAGAGUCACACCUCAUCCUCCAUACAGGACCUUUUGUUUGUAAAAUGUAAAAGAAUGCACUAAGAAAUUAAUCAGUUUCGUGGGAAGCUGUAUCUUUGAAAAAUUACUAUACAAUACAUUUGGAUUGGUACUGAAAUAUGCCACACAGACGGACAAAUUGGACAUCCUUGUGGCAUCUGGAUUAUUGGCAUUGCCAGCAUGGCUUACAGCACCUUUAAUCCAUUUAAACUCAUAUUUAAAACAAACCAAACAGCUGCAAAAGGGGAACCCCCACAGCUUUAGUAACACAUCGCACACAAACAGUCUUUACCUACUCAACCUGUUAUCUAAACCCCACAUCAGGUUUUUCCAUGAUCUUGACACCCAAAGGCAGUGGCAUUUCAUCAGGGCAAGCAAAACAGGCCCUGCUUGCCCUUCCAUACAGCUGCUAUUUGCAUCCUCGUUUGUAUUACUGUCAUCUUGUAGCUAUUGUCCCUGGAAGCCCACACAGUGGGGAUGGAGUGUUUGUGUUUUGUGUGCAUAUAGACCAAAACCUUUUAUUCUGCAAGUUCUUUUUUUGGACGCAACCCCAAGUGGCCAUAAAAGGAACUGCAGUGUUUAAUACUUUGCGGUGGAUUCAUUUUUCAGCCCAUGGUUGGCACACUGCUGGAAUGAAUGGCAGUGUAGGUUAUCUACAUUUAUCAAUUAGUUGUUCAUAGUAACACUGCUAAAAGGCAGACACUUUCCAAGGUAACCAUGGUUACCCAUGCUCACCAUGUUAGUCCACUGUUUCGGUAUGCAAACACAAAGCUAAAGCCAUGGGAAACAUCCACUUUUUUGUCUGCAUUUAAACUUGAUGGUGGUGCUAGAUGAAAGUUAGGAGAUCAAAAGGGGAAUUGAAUCUCUAAACCAGGAGAAAACUUCAUAGUGAACCUUGUGAAGCAGUCAGGGACCACUAAAAUCAGGAUUUCACUUCAGGGGACUUGAAUUUAUGUAUAACUAUUAGCCCCCCCUGCAAGUCAUCAACCUAAUUAUUUCAGUCUGGACCAAAAAUGGUGGAUCAGCCAGCAAACAUACCAAUCCCCAGAGUUAGAGUGGCUAAUGUGCUAAAAAUACUGAUUAAACAAAGUUUAAAUAUGACCUAAGUGACACACUCGCCAAAAAAAGAUGCAGGAGUCAUGAGUGGAGCAGCUGCUUCUGCUUUAGAAGCUGUCCUCGAGGGCUGGUGUGCUAAAUCCAGAUGUGACAACUGCAGUGUAGAGAUUGUGAUAUCUCAGUGUCAGGGGGAGGAAAAUGAUGCACAGAGCUUUUAUGCUAUCAUUCCUAAAAUUAUGCCUUCACCAAACAAAUUCAACAGGGAUGUUGCUCACUGUGUUUCAGCAAAUCAGAUGUUCAGACAGCCUCUCUCAGUCGACCAGCUGUGCUGCCAGCAAAAAUAUUCAUCACAUACAUGUUUCAGCAGCUCCUCAACCGCACAGAGAGGCUGUGUAUGGCCUAAUGUAUUUGAUAUAAAUAAUUUAUGAUGACUUUCCUCAGCUUUGCCCUAAAGAAUGAUUUAAAAGAGAACAAUAAUGCAUCAUUGUUCGGUUUGAGGCAUUAGUUUAUUAGUUUUUUUGCCCGGCAGUUAACAGAAAGAUUUAUGAAUGCCCGUAUUUCCUCUCCCAGGUGGACCAGUGAUAUAAACCGGUGACCUUUCAGUCACACACCUGCUGGCACUAAGAUAGGUGCCUUUAUUCUUUUGAACUAAUGGGGAGCAGAGUCUCUCAUUUUAUAGACUGCCUUCACUACAAAGGAAUUACGCUUAGAUCUUCGUGGUCAUCAGGGCAAGACCGAAACUGCUCAGUGAGGUUAAUUUAGACAGUUUUAAAACAAAACUUAAAAAUUUAGUAGCCGUUUGAUUUGAAGACACUUAACAACACCUGCAAAUGCAGACGGUUAAAGCUUUUCUGAGUCAGUUAUCCAGGUCCUAUUCCAGCAUUCAUGUGCUCCCUCUGGAGGACUUCACCCAGGAAUACAAUGGGUUCAUAUGUGGUUUUGGCUUAUCACACUGGAACAGUUUCAAAAGCAGAAUGUUUAGUCUAACAGGACCCUGUAUGUUGUUCUUGCAUCUAGCUUCCUUCCCGCCUCAGCUGCUCUGGUUGGUAUGACGUGAUUUCCGUAAAAAAAUAACAGACUGAGUCACUAAAACGAGGGCUGAGGGUAAAGCUGCUUCUGAAACAUGGUGUGGUGCAUUUGGUGGAACUGUAAACUUUACGGGCAGUUUAAAUGUUUUUGCAGACCUUGCAAAUUUUUGUAACCUGGUGUCGAAAAAGCACCGAGUGGGAGGUCGUUGCAACUGAUGGAAAGAUCAGAUGCUCUACAGAAAACUUUAAAAAGUUUUCUGGGUUAUGAAACCUGUUGUUUAGAAAAAGAUUUUAAUGAGUCGUACAGGUAUUAAUAGUUAUUCUGCUGUGAGACCAACACACCGCAGCUUGGGUGAGAGAAUCAGCUCUGAGCCUAGUUUAAUCCCGGGAUACAAGCAUUUCUUCUGAGACCAUCCUCCUCCAUUGUACUUCAAGUUCAGGUGUAGAUGUCUUAUCAUCAACCAAAGUAGGUGCCUUAAACCUGCCUUCUUUUUAAUGGCCACUAAGGGGUGACUCCUCUGGUUGCACAAAGACUGGCCUCUACAUAUCUAUUGGGAAAGCAGGCCUCAGCUCUGAACUCUAUAAACAUAGAGUUGGGUCGCUCAUUUUAGGUCAAAAUAAUUAAAACAUUAAGCACAUUUUACAAAAUUUCAGACAUUCUAAUGGGCAUGCUCUUUGGCUAAUGCCUUGGUUUGAAAACUCCAAUAAGGCGACAGCAAAAUUCCUCAUCGGAUGGCUAAAACCUCGGAUCAACUGAUGGGUAAUACCACCGUAGCUAUGUUCAUUUUUUAUACUGUCCAUUAUGGAGAUGUUAAGUGGCUAUGUCAAUAAAUACAUCUAAGAUGAACAAGUGUGAAACCCACUAUCCUGGUAUCUUACAAACCAGGUGCUUUUUAACCUGAACUAUUACCUUGUACUAUUCUAAAACAGGAUGUUUUGGUACCAAACCCUUAAGAGCGAGACAGUGAAACCUGAUGUUUAUAUGGCAUUUCAAACUAAUUGUUUAGUGGGAGAAUCGUUCCUUUCACUUACAGUUUGGCUUUUAUUACCUCAGGACCCCUCAACUGUAGCCACGUGUGGGGUUCUGACCUACAUGUUGGGAACCACUGUCGCUCUACUACUUCCCAGUUGGGUUUUUUGGUUUCGUUUAUUUUUAGUCAUUUUUUGAAUGUUUUUCCUGUUUCCUCUGUGCAGCUCUGAGGUAUACUUGACUUCUCCUGUGUGCUUGUAACCUACUUAACUUUCUGUGAACAACUCAAAGUAAGGACUCACUUCCAACUGUAAGAAACAGUCUGGAUUUCCGCAUCCAUGCAAGAAACUUCUGUUUAACAUAACGUUGAAACGUCACAGCUCCAUCCAUCACGCCGGGGACUGAAACGUUUCCAUCUUUGACAAGCUGCUGCGACUUGAAAGCUUCCAGAGAGGCUGGAAAAUAUCAAAUUGUGUCUUUAGAUCGUUCAGCUCAAUUAUUUUGGGUUGGAAAGUAGCCGUCACAGCACAUUAAAGCCAUGUGGUGUGCAGCACAAAACCUGCUCUGGAGAUUUUACGAAGCAAGCUUGGACUCAAAUGACAAAACGUAUUUACAGAAAUGGCACAGCUUUUCUCCCAGACUCGGGACUUUUAAUGGCAUGUUGCCCUUUAACAUGAAUGUAAUGAUUCAGUAUCUGAAUCAUCAUCUGUUCCCCUGCUGUGGGAGUUGACAUGCUUUGUUGUGUAUUCCCACAGUUUAAAUAUGAGGCUUCUGCUGUCAUUUUAUUUUGAAAAGUAAAAGACCCUCAGAAAUCACUCAAAGGAAGAAGUUUUUUAAAGCACACUAAUUUUUUUCCCUCAGUAAGGUGCAUUUACAGCUUUCAGCUCUUUGAGUGCUUCUGACAGCCACAUGAAUCCAGUCAAACACACCGUACUGUACCAUAAGCUGAUGCAGGCAUGUAAAUGACUCAACUUGGAUAUUAUUAGCUCAUCUUCACUCA